This is a messenger RNA of Microplitis demolitor, 1424 nucleotides long. RefSeq names its product cholinesterase 1. The record is from RefSeq and is a predicted model, not a curated record. The transcript is spliced from 5 exons. The coding region runs from base 112 to 1308 and encodes 398 amino acids. NCBI's taxonomy places the organism in Eukaryota, Metazoa, Arthropoda, Insecta, Hymenoptera, Braconidae.
UGCCCACAAUUCGAUAUUGACGCGCUUAGAACAAUUGGCCAUGAAAAUUGUCUUUUUUUAAAUGUAUACACGCCAAGGGUUUAUUCAAAUGAUGUUAAGUUGCGUGCAGUGAUGGUUUGGAUCCACUAUGGAGCCUUUAUGUCCGGUUCGUUAGACAGCAAAUUUUACGGACCGGACUUUUUGAUUGAGAAAGAUGUUGUGGUGGUCGUGAUGAAUUAUCGUUUGGGUGCAUUAGGAUUUUUGUCAUUAAACCAUGCAAAUAGUACGGGGAAUGCCGGCUUGAAGGAUCAAGUAUUGGCAUUGAAAUGGGUACAGCGGAAUAUUAAAAGUUUUGGAGGAGAUCCGAGAAAAGUAACUAUUUUUGGUGAAAGUGCCGGCGCAGUUGCUGUUCAACUUCAUAAAUUAUCAGGACUUUCCAAGGGACUAUUUAGAGCGUCAAUUGCUAUGAGCGGCUCGCCACUUAAUUCAUGGGGAUUUUCUUCAUCAAAGGAGGCUGAAAAUAGUGCUUUUAGUCUAGGACGUAAACUAGAAAUUAACACUGAUAACAAAGAGGUUUUACUUCAGCAACUUUAUUCUAAAAGUUCUUACGAUAUCGUGAGUGCUACUAAUUGGCUUAUUCCUGACCUGAUGAUUUUAAACGGAAGUUUACCGAUACCAUUUAAGCCAUCAUUGGAAACUCCCAUAAGCCCUAACGAAAGUUAUUUUAUAACCGAAUGCCCAGUGCUCGAGUACAAAAUGAAAAAGUUUAAUCAGGGUCCACAAAUUAUGGGAUUUACCAAAAAUGAGGCGUUAUCAUUUGCCAGGCCUGUUGGACUACUUUUUCAAGUCAUGGGUAAACAAAUGACUGACAAUAUUAUCGAUCCUGCGUCAGAUUUAAAUUUCAUUGCAGGAAUAGACCUGACACAAAGAUAUUUAACAUUUUUCGGUGAAUCACCAGUUUUUUAUUACCGCAAUUCAUUUGAUUAUGAUCAAUCACUACAUAAAGUCGAAGGUCAUAACAAUUUACCUGGUACUGGACAUGCUGAUGAUGUCGCACAUAUUUUUUAUAUUAAAAAUAAAAAUCAACCAACUGAUCCUUGGAGUGACAUUGGAAGGCAUCGGGAGAAAAUGGUCACAAUGUGGACUAAUUUCGCUAAACAUUUAAAUCCGACACCGAAAGGAAAAUCUGACCCGCUUUUAAAAAUAAAAUGGUGGCCAUCAGGAAAAAAAGGUCUCAAUCUUGAAAUAGGAAAUGGAUUUAAAUUGCAAAAGCGGCCAAUUAAUGAAAGAAUUCGUGAAAAAGAACGUGAGAUGAAUCAUUGUAAUUAAUUAUCUGUUAAAUUUAAUUAUGUGUAAUGUAUAUAAAAUAUGAGAGAGAAGAUAACGACGGCUGCCUAUGGUAUCAUCUGAUGUUAUCAAUUGAUAAAACAUAUAUGAUAUUUACA